UUUCGUGUUUAUUUGUGGGAGUUGCGAUUAUAACAAAGCUCAUUGUAAAUAUUGGAUGGAUUACGGUAUUAAUUUGUCGCCAAUAAUACAUAUAUAUAGCUACAGGCAAAAGUGAUGCUUUGACGUGCACAGAUAACGACAACGCCACUAUUUGUGUCGAUGAAAUCUGUAUCAAGGAGAAAUUUUCCACUUACCAAUAAUAUCAGCACCAGUCACUGCUCCGUUUAGUCAUCGAUCAAAAGUCUACUCGUUUCAUGUUGAAUAAAAGCGUUGCAAUUAAUGUAAGUGAUUUAUAAUAAACAUCUAAAAUAAAGCAGCUGUGGAGUUACAUUUAAUUGGUGAACGGAUCGUUCUUGAGUUAAGGACAUCAGUAAAAUAUUACCCAUACUCUGAAUACGAAGAAAAAUCAAUGGAAGAUAUAACACCUCUUACGAAUCUUCAACAGUCAUAAAUACCUAAUUGUUCAGUGAUUAUUUCCUCUAUGAGUUUCCGUUUCUAAAUAUUUCGAAUCAAACAAUAUACAUAUCCAAUUGUAAAGAAAAAAAUGUCCGAACGUCAACCUCUCUUGCUUCAGUCCGAAACAACUGCAUCGGAAGAACGGCAAGUACCCCGCCCAGACAUUCGAAACUCUCCAGAUAAUACACUGGUGAAUGUUCAAAGUGAUGACAGCAUUGGUGUAGACUCAAAUGAGAGUUUAGACAAGUCCUCAUAUAAUCCUUCUUUGCAUCGGACAUUGGAGCAUCCCACCUCGAAUUUUGACACCUUAGUGCAUUUGCUGAAGGGUAACAUCGGAACAGGAAUUUUGGCUAUGCCAGAUGCGUUUAAAAAUGCAGGCCUAUAUGUGGGACUGUUUGGGACUCUCAUCAUGGGAGCAAUUUGUACGCAUUGUAUGCAUAUGCUGGUAAAAUGUUCUCAUGAGCUUUGUCGAAGACUGCAACAGCCGUCACUUGAUUUUUCCGAAGUAGCUUUUUGUUCGUUUGAAACGGGACCUAUUGGCUUGCGACGUUACUCCCAUAUUGCGCGACGCAUGAUAACGACAUUCCUUUUUAUAACUCAAAUUGGGUUCUGCUGUGUUUACUUUGUUUUUGUGGCCUUUAAUAUCAAGGAGGUGGUGGAUCAUUAUUUUCCACACAAUUAUAUAAAUGUGAAAGUCUACCUGGUGCUAAUCUUACUUCCAAUGAUACCAUUAAAUUUAGUGCGCAACCUUAAAUAUUUAACACCUGUUUCAUUGGCUGCUGCAGUGCUCACUGUAUUAGGUCUGGCAUUCUCUUUCUUCUACAUUCUACAAGAUUUACCUGAUACGGAUACUGUAAAGCCGGUUGCAUCAUGGGCUCAGUUACCAUUGUACUUUGGGACGGCUAUUUACGCUUUUGAAGGAAUCGGCGUAGUCUUACCACUUGAAAACAAUAUGAAAAAACCUGAAGAUUUUGGAGGCACAACGGGUGUAUUGAACACUGGAAUGACUGUCGUUGCCUGCCUCUACACCACAGUUGGAUUUUUCGGUUAUUUAAAGUAUGGAGAAAAUGUAAAAGGAAGCAUAACACUUAAUCUACCACCUGAUCAGUUUAUUUCACAGAUGGUGCGCAUUGCCAUGGCCGUAGCGAUUUUCCUGUCAUACACUCUGCAAUUCUACGUGCCUGUUAAUAUUGUUGAGCCUUUCGUUCGCAAUCAAUGCGAAGAGCAACGCACAAAAGAAUUGGCAUCGACAGUUCUGCGGAUUGUAUUGGUUGUAUUUACUUUUCUUUUGGCUGUCUGUAUACCAAAUUUGGGUCCGAUAAUCUCAUUGGUGGGCGCUGUUAGUAGUUCUGCAUUGGCACUGAUUGCUCCGCCAAUUAUUGAUGUAAUCACAUUUUAUCCAGUGGGUUUGGGCAAGUACAACUGGAUAUUAUGGAAAGAUAUGGCGAUUCUAGUAUUUGGCUUGUGCGGUUUUUUUUUUGGCACUUAUGCAAGUUUAGAUCAAAUUCUUAACCCAAGUGCCAAUUAGUGAUAUUUUCCAAGGAACAUUGAAUAGAAAUGAAUCAUUACGGAAUCUGGCAUGGUAUAUAGAUAUAGGUAUGUAAGUAAAAUUUCUCGACCAUAUAAAGCUCUAAGUGUAUAUGUUUUCAUGGUUUGAGGUUAUAUAUUACUAUACAAACAGUAAAAUGUGCUGAAUUUGCUAAUUACUUUGAGCUGUGAAGUACUAUAUGUAAUUAUUGUAAUUUUUAUUUAAAUUGUUGCUAAAUGUUUAUGAAAUGUUGCCCAAAAAAUAAUUUAGAGUACAGAAUUGCAGAAAAGCACAAACACAGAAAACUUAUUCAACUCAAAUUAUAUAUGCAUAUAAUAUUAACUAUAUUUUUAAAGAGUUAAAGCACCAUUUUUUUUUUCAGAAAAAAAAUUGGUUAUGUUUGAUUUAGUUUUUUAUUUGACGCUUUGUAUUUUUGUUUGUUUUUUGUUUUUGUAGAAAUUAUGUGUAGAGAAAAUUUUUAGAUUUUUUAGGUGUAAAAUGUAAAGCAAUUACCGAAAAUUUAUUACCCUACAAACACAAAUAGCUAAGAGAGAUGAGAAAUUCGUCAUGAAUAUUGCAGUGUACAUUCUUUGCUAUGGACAAUAACAAUUAGAGAGCUACAUAUGUUCCAAAAAUAGGGAAUAAUUACUAAAUAAUAAUUUAUUUUAGGUAACCUUAAUAUUACUAGGUCGUCCUAGGUCUGCUACCUAAACUGUCGCAAACAGAAUUAAUGGUAUGUACUGAUUAAAAACCUCGAAGCUCUUCUAUUUAAUUAUACUUGUAUAAACAUUUUUCGUAUCAUCACUCCUUAACUUAAUUUUCGUCAAUUGUUCAUUGCAAUUUUUUAAAUUUCCCAAAAUAAGAUUGGACUUAAGGUCACAUGGAGCAAAGUUUCCCCCUCUUCUUAGUCAACCUUGUGCUAGUAACUUUUCUGCUUCUUCAGAACACCACUAUGGCCCGGAACUCCGUACAGAUUAACACUGUACUCUCGAAUUGCUGUAAACUCUUCUUUAAAGCACUUUGAGUUUGCCUUUAUCGGCUUAAUUAUCUGCAACGAAUGCUAGUUUUGAAAGAAAAAGUUCCUGCCACGUCAAGAUUCACACUGCGCACAAUAUUAGAGUUGUAAUGCAAUACUAGUUUGGUUCUUUUUAUCGAGUAAGUACAUGCAUUUUCACAGUUCUUCACAUUUUUAACUUAUAACCCUCCAACUAUCCGGAGCGUAUUACACCACGUAUGUGAGUUAUCAGGUGUUAGAAAUCGGAAAGGUCUAACGUAGUAAAAUAAUGACUACCAUGAAUCCUAUUAAUGUAAUUAGAUAUUAGCGGUAACGGAAAUUUGUUGAGAUAGUGUUAUCACUCAGUUCCUGAUAAUCAACGCCAUACGAUCUGUUCCACCCUUUUUCUUCGUCAACAAAAUUGCAUUCCUUUGAUAUUAUGAAUGUUUCUUUGCU
Anastrepha obliqua is the source of this 3434-nucleotide messenger RNA. Its product is annotated as proton-coupled amino acid transporter-like protein pathetic. Gene Ontology annotation, molecular function: amino acid transmembrane transporter activity. The coding region runs from base 545 to 1984 and encodes 479 amino acids. Gene Ontology annotation, cellular component: vacuolar membrane. The record is from RefSeq and is a predicted model, not a curated record. Gene Ontology annotation, biological process: amino acid transmembrane transport. The transcript is spliced from 7 exons. NCBI's taxonomy places the organism in Eukaryota, Metazoa, Arthropoda, Insecta, Diptera, Tephritidae.